This is a messenger RNA of Hemicordylus capensis (graceful crag lizard), 485 nucleotides long. Its product is annotated as fucolectin-like. Bases 99 to 485 code for a protein of 128 amino acids. The record is from RefSeq and is a predicted model, not a curated record. NCBI's taxonomy places the organism in Eukaryota, Metazoa, Chordata, Lepidosauria, Squamata, Cordylidae. The transcript is spliced from 3 exons.
GGAAGCAACUCUGCAUCAGUUGGGAGCAACGCAACUGUGGCUGUCAAUUCACCAAGGACAAUCAACGCUUCUGCUAAUCCAAACACAUCAAGUGAAGGAUGCUCAUCGUCUGGCCUUUGCUGCUGGUGUUGGCAGUUCUGGGAGGAAGUGGAGAAGCCCAGAGCUGCAGGAGAUGCUUCAAAGGCAAAGGAAGCAACUUGGCCAAAGGGCUCCCAGCGUUUCAGUCCUCCGACUAUGUGCACAAGAUCAGCGGAGUAGCAGGCAAAGCUGUGGAUGGGAACUGUGCUGGAGACUGGUUCCGCGCCACCUGCACCCACACCAACUUGGACAUGGAGCCCUGGUGGUAUGUGGACUUGGGCGGUGACUACGCCAUCUCGACUGUGGUGGUGAAAAACCGGGAGGACUGCUGCAGUGAGAGACUGCAAGGUGCUCAGAUCCACGUGGGAUACACCAUAGCAGACCAUGGCAAGCACAACUCCCUGUAA